CAAACCACUCACUGUCCCUCUCAUAGCAUUGCCACUCAUUGCUCUACUGAUACGACUUCUCGAAAAAGUCACUCGUCAAUUUUCAGACUACGGCAACGCAAAAUGACCUCCCUCCCCGCCUACAAAGCCGACUUCCUCCGCGCGGCGCUCUCGGGCGGCGUGCUCAAGUUCGGCAGCUUCGAGCUCAAGUCGAAGCGGAUCUCGCCCUACUUCUUCAACGCGGGCGACUUCUACCGGGCGGACCUGCUCGAGGCCAUCGCGACGGCGUACGCCGAGGCCAUCGCGGAGGCGCACCGGGCCGGCGCGCUCGGCGACUUCGACGUCGUCUUCGGCCCGGCCUACAAGGGCAUCCCGCUGGCCACGGCGGCCACCAUCCGGCUGGGCCAGCUGGACGCCGCCGCCUACGGCAGCACGUGCUACUCGUUCGACCGCAAGGAGGCCAAGGACCACGGCGAGGGCGGCAGCAUCGUCGGCGCGCCGCUGCGGGGCAAGCGCGUGCUCAUCGUCGACGACGUCAUCACGGCGGGCACGGCCAAGCGGGAGGCCAUCGCCAAGAUCGAGAAGGAGGGCGGCAUCGUGGCCGGCAUCGUCGUGGCGCUCGAUCGCAUGGAGAAGCUGCCGUCGCCGGACGGGGAUGACAGCAAGCCGAUGCCGAGCGCGAUUGGCGAGCUGCGGAAGCAAUAUAAUCUGCCCAUCAUUGCCAUUCUCACACUGGACGACAUCAUCGAGGGCAUGAAGGGGCUGGCAUCGGAGGAGGAUAUCAGGAGGACGGAGGAGUACCGUGCCAAGUACAAGGCGAGUGACUAG
Molecule: messenger RNA, 807 nt
Organism: Thermothielavioides terrestris NRRL 8126
Lineage: Eukaryota; Fungi; Ascomycota; Sordariomycetes; Sordariales; Chaetomiaceae
Exons: 1
Coding region: 103-807 (234 amino acids)
Biological process (GO): 'de novo' pyrimidine nucleobase biosynthetic process; pyrimidine ribonucleoside biosynthetic process; pyrimidine nucleotide biosynthetic process
Cellular component (GO): cytoplasm
Molecular function (GO): orotate phosphoribosyltransferase activity
Source: RefSeq, a predicted model, not a curated record